Molecule: messenger RNA, 3332 nt
Organism: Phyllostomus hastatus (greater spear-nosed bat)
Lineage: Eukaryota; Metazoa; Chordata; Mammalia; Chiroptera; Phyllostomidae
Gene: ABCB9
Product: ATP binding cassette subfamily B member 9
Exons: 12
Coding region: 309-2618 (769 amino acids)
Biological process (GO): transmembrane transport; peptide transport
Cellular component (GO): lysosomal membrane
Molecular function (GO): ABC-type oligopeptide transporter activity; ATP hydrolysis activity; ATP binding
Source: RefSeq, a predicted model, not a curated record
UCCGGCGGGAGGCGGGAGGAGAGGAGCGGAGCGGGCGCCGCGGGGCGAACGCAGCGCUGGGCGCAGUCUCCAAUGAGCGGCGCGCGGUCUGCGCCCCUGAUGCCCCGAGUCCACGGCGCCCCCUCCUCACGGCUUACUCGGUGCCAGAUGAGGAAACUGAGGCCCAGGGGUGCCAAGCGACUUGCUUAAGGUCCAGUAGCAAACCGGAACCCCUCGCCCCACAGACGAUGGCUUUGCCCCCGUGAGCUGGAGCCUGCGCCCCACCCCCCGCCCCCCGCCCCCGGGCCCGCCCAGCACCAGCCGGCAGGAUGCGGCUGUGGAAGGCGGCGGCGGCGACCCUGGCCUUCAUGAGCGUGGACAUCGGCGUGACCACGGCCAUCUACAUCCUCAGCCACCCGGACCGCAGCCUGCUGGAGGACAUCCGCCACUUCAACAUCUUCGACUCGGUGCUGGACCUCUGGGCCGCCUGCCUCUACCGCAGCUGCCUGCUGCUGGGGGCCACCAUCGGCGUGGCCAAGAACAGCGCCCUGGGGCCGCGGCGGCUGCGGGCCUCGUGGCCGGUCAUCGCCCUCGUGUGCCUCCUCGCCGGCAUCUACACCAUGGCGAAGCUGCUGCUCUUCUCCGAGGUCCGCAAGCCGGUGCGGGACCCGUGGUUCUGGGCCCUGUUCGUGUGGACCUACGCGUCGCUGGCCGCCUCCUUCCUGCUCUGGUGGCUGCUGUCCACCGUGCGGCCGGGCGGCAAGGCCCUGGAGCCGGGGGCCGGCGCCGAGGGCUUCCCCGGGGAGGACCGGCCCGGGGAGGACCGGCCCGCGGCCGAGCAGGCGUCCGGGGCCACGCUCCGGAAGCUGCUGUCCUACACCAAGCCCGACGUGGCCUUCCUCGUGGCGGCCUCCUUCUUCCUCAUCAUCGCGGCUCUGGGAGAGACCUUCCUCCCCUACUACACGGGCCGGGCCAUCGACGGCAUCGUCAUCCAGAAGAGCAUGGAGCAGUUCAGCACGGCCGUCGUCGUCAUGUGUCUGCUGGCCCUCGGCAGCUCGUUUGCCGCAGGUAUUCGGGGCGGCAUUUUUACCCUCAUAUUUGCCAGACUGAACAUCCGCCUCCGGAACUGUCUCUUCCGCUCCCUGGUGUCUCAGGAGACAAGCUUCUUUGACGAGAACCGCACAGGGGACCUCAUCUCCCGCCUCACCUCCGACACCACCAUGGUCAGCGACCUGGUCUCCCAGAACAUCAACAUCUUCCUGCGGAACAUGGUCAAGGUCACGGGCGUGGUGGUCUUCAUGUUCAGCCUCUCGUGGCAGCUCUCCCUGGUCACCUUCAUGGGCUUCCCCAUCAUCAUGAUGGUGUCCGACAUCUACGGCAAGUACUACAAGAGGCUCUCCAAGGAGGUCCAGAACGCCCUGGCCAGGGCCAGCAACACGGCCGAGGAGACCAUCAGUGCCAUGAAGACCGUGCGGAGCUUCGCCAACGAGGAGGAGGAGGCGGAGGUGUACUCGCGGAAGCUGCAGCAGGUGUACAAGCUGAACCGGAAGGAGGCGGCCGCCUACAUGUACUACGUCUGGGGCAGCGGGCUCACGCUGCUGGUGGUCCAGGUGAGCAUCCUCUACUACGGGGGCCACCUCGUCAUCUCCGGGCAGAUGACCAGCGGCAACCUCAUCUCCUUCAUCAUCUACGAGUUUGUCCUGGGGGACUGCAUGGAGUCCGUGGGCUCCGUCUACAGCGGCCUGAUGCAAGGCGUGGGGGCGGCCGAGAAGGUGUUCGAGUUCAUUGACCGGCAGCCAACCAUGGUGCAUGAUGGGAACCUGGCCCCUGACCACGUGGAGGGCCGCGUGGACUUUGAGAACGUGACCUUCACCUACCGCACUCGGCCCCACACCAAAGUCCUGCAGAACGUCUCCUUCAGCCUGUCCCCAGGCAAGGUGACGGCGCUCAUCGGGCCCUCGGGCAGCGGGAAGAGUUCCUGCGUCAACAUCCUGGAGAACUUCUACCCCCUGGAAGGUGGCCGCGUGCUGCUGGACGGGAAGCCGGUCAGCGCUUAUGACCACAAGUUCCUGCACCGAGUGGUCUCCCUGGUGAGCCAGGAGCCGGUGCUGUUCGCCCGCUCCAUCACCGACAACAUCUCCUACGGCCUGCCCGCCGUGCCCUUCGAGGUGGUGGUGGAGGCCGCGCAGAAGGCGAACGCCCACGGCUUCAUCAUGGAGCUGCAGGACGGCUACAACACAGAGACCGGGGAGAAGGGCGCCCAGCUGUCCGGCGGCCAGAAGCAGCGGGUGGCCAUGGCCCGGGCUCUGGUGCGGAACCCGCCGGUCCUCAUCCUGGACGAAGCCACCAGCGCCCUGGACGCCGAGAGCGAGUACCUGAUCCAGCAGGCCAUCCACAGCCACCUGCAGAAGCGCACGGUGCUCAUCAUCGCGCACCGGCUGAGCACGGUGGAGCGGGCGCACCUCAUCGUGGUGCUGGACAAGGGCCGCGUGGUGCAGCAGGGCACCCACCAGCAGCUGCUGGCCCAGGGUGGCCUCUACGCCAGGCUGGUGCAGCGGCAGAUGCUGGCGCUCGAGCCCGCCCUGGGCUGCGCCGUUGACCACAACGAGCCGCUGGGCGACGGCUGCCACAAGGCCUGACGGUCGGCCCCGCGCCCGCCUGGCAGACGCACCCGCAGGGCGCAGCCCGGGCCCACGGCACGGGGGACCACCUGCCACGUCCCACGCGCCUCUGCUUCCUGCAUCUCGCCCCGGUCCCUGUGCCGCCCCCGCUGCCGUGGCCGCCCCCGCCAGCCUGGGCAGGGCAGACGCCGUGGGCCUCUCCCUCCGGCCUCCCGAGGCUCCCACGCGAAGGUAGCACCACCUUUUUACACUGAGAUCUUACCAGGUUUUUUUUCUACCGCUUGGUGUGAUGGGCCCCAGGCAACUCCCAGGUUUCAAACACUUUUUUCUAAUUGGGAGUCAUGGUGGGCAAGAUCACGGAGAUGUUCUAGAAACUUCUGAGCCAGGAGUAAAUGACCCUAAUAGCCUGGGGGAUGUCAAGGGGAACUAGGCCUUUACCCUUUGACCCUGGAGAGAAGGGGCUUCCCUGUCCCCGAGGGCGGACACAGGGACUUUCUGUCUCUGCCUCCUCCCAGCUGGGUGAGUCAGGCCCGGGGUGGGGGGGCGGGGAGUGUGGAGGACACCCGUCUGUCCGACACCUCCGCCACCCUGCUGAGUCUAAGCCAGUCUCACUGUGAACCACUGUGAACCUCACCUGGGGGAGGAAGGGGCUGGUCAGGCCUGGCGGAGCCUCGGAGUGACUGGCCCAGCACCCAGCUUCAGCCCCUGCCCCGCCCCCCACUGGCUGGCAGC